Messenger RNA from Prorocentrum cordatum, 1403 nucleotides. NCBI's taxonomy places the organism in Eukaryota, Dinophyceae, Prorocentrales, Prorocentraceae. The record is from the annotation of a GenBank genome assembly.
GGGGCUUCAGGCAGAACAUGAAGAAGCGCGAGUUGGUCACUGAGCUCAAGCCGACAGGGAACCUCAAGUUCAAAGCCCAGUUGGCCAACGGUUCUGGCCGUAUUCUACCACGUGCUCGCCAUCUUGGCGGGCGGUGCGCGAGGAACGACGGCGCGAAUGUUGAGGUCGGCUAUCGCAUUGACGCGCUGAAGAAGGGCUGGCUUGACAUGGGCAGAUUAUGGUUUGCGAAGAGCCCUCACACAUUACGACGACAACUAUUUCUUGGCAACGUGGUGGGGGCUGCUCUGUCGGGCAUGCGGAGUGAUUUUCUCUCGGAGGCAGCGCUUCACCGCUUGGGCGUGCAGAUCUGCAACAAGUUGAGGGUCCUCGAAGGCGGGGCGCAGGUGGCACACGACACACACAUAAAGGUUCUCACUAACAGGGAGCUGAUGAAGCGCUGCGGAAUGGUCCCUGCACGAGCGGCUCUGGCGAUGCAACGUGUGCGCUGGCUACAAGACAUGGUACGACACCCUCUUGCUCAUCAGCAGGUGAUGGUUGCGCUGUGGGGCCAUCUGGAGGAUGCCCCGUCUCCCAUCGACGUGGAAGGGAAGCUGACGGUGUCCAUGAGCCCGUGCGCCAGGCAGUUCACGCGAGACCUCAUGUUGCUGGAGGGCAUCAGCGGCACCAAGGACUUCUUCGAGGAGUGGCUGGAGUUGUGGAGCUGCGAGGAUGUGUCCAAGGCCUUUUUGAAGGUGGACGCGAAGCUACUCGAGGUGCCGCUGAUGAGGGAGGGUCGGCUGUGGGAGAAGCUGGCGCCCAAGGCUCGCGUGACGGAGGAGGCCCAGGGUGAGUACGUAUGUGGCCUGCUGGACGUGCAGAGCGCCGAUUGCAGCCUGUGCUUUGACUCGCUGAAGAAGCUGGCGACGCAUAUGACGAAGGCUCGCGGUGGGGGUCGUGGCGUCCUGUGCCUGCUUAGGCGGCAGAAGGAGCUGCUGGAGAAGAGGACGCAUGCCGCCGCGUCAAGUGCGCGCAGGGGGAUGCGCAAGUUCGGCGGGUGCCUAUUCGACACUUUUCUCUGUCCUGCCGACGGCCUGAAGGCGACGAAGAUCUCGGAGCAGACUCACAACUACUCGACGGCGGUGAAGAAGGAUGGGAAAGGACACCCCCGCGGAGCGCCGUAUACCUGGGCGUCCGCAGGGCUGAUCGAGGCGCUGAAGGAGAGGGGCAGCGAGGUGAGAGGUAUGAACGCGAACAACGUCAUGGAGAUAUGGGAGUGGCUCGACUCACACACCGUGGAGGACAAGAUGGAGAUGAUCACAAUGUGCCGCCUGGACAAAGCGUACGACAAAGAAAAGAGGAUCACCCUCGUGCUGCGCGAGGAGCGGUGGCGCCAGGUGGCCAGAGCUGCGUCCAGGUGGGGAUGA